GCACUUCCUGCCUGAUUUCAGCAACCCAUUUUGGGUGGAACAGGAAGAGGGUUUUUUUGCUGCUGCUGCUUCUUUUUUUUGCCAUUUGCAAAAUUGCUCAGCCUUCCUCGCUUGGGAAGGAGAUUUUUCUUCCGAUUUCCGUUGGAUUGCUGCCCCCCCCACCCCAAAAGAUGCCGGCCUAUCAUUCUACCUUGAUGGACCCCGACACGAAGCUGAUUGGGAACAUGGCUUUGUUGCCUAUUAAGAGUCAGUUUAAAGGACCGGCACCCCGGGAAACAAAAGAUAUGGACAUCAUCGAUGAAGCCAUCUGCUACUUCAAAGCGAACGUCUUCUUCAAAAAUUAUGAAAUCAAGAACGAGGCGGACAGGACGCUGAUCUAUGUGACGCUGUACAUUUCAGAGUGCUUGAAGAAGCUGCAGAAGUGUAAUUCCAAAGGCCAAGGAGAAAAAGAAAUGUAUACCUUAGGAAUCACAAAUUUCCCUAUCCCCGGAGAGCCGGGAUUCCCGCUGAAUGCGCUCUACGCUAGACCUGCAAACAAGCAGGAAGAAGAGGUGAUGAGGGCGUACCUGCAGCAGCUGAGACAAGAAACCGGCCUGAGGCUUUGUGAAAAAGUCUUCGAUCCCCAGAGUGACAAACCUAGCAAGUGGUGGACCUGUUUUGUGAAGCGACAGUUCAUGAACAAGAGCCUGUCGGGCCCGGGGCAGUGAAGAAAAGAAGAGGAUAGUUUGUCGAAGCACUUUGGUGCCAGAUGUAUAAAAUUUUGCCUCUGUUUUAAUAUAAGUUUUGUAUUGAAAGAAAAAAUUGUGUUUCUGUGGGGAAAACGCCUCUAAUGGAAGGAAAGGUGGAGCUUAAAAUCAUGUGUAAACCUUGUUGAGCUGGAGCUCAGCAAGGAGAGUGGAUGAAGAAAAUAAAAAAUGGUUUCUAAC
Molecule: messenger RNA, 926 nt
Organism: Pogona vitticeps (central bearded dragon)
Lineage: Eukaryota; Metazoa; Chordata; Lepidosauria; Squamata; Agamidae
Gene: ARPC3
Product: actin related protein 2/3 complex subunit 3
Biological process (GO): regulation of actin filament polymerization; Arp2/3 complex-mediated actin nucleation
Cellular component (GO): cytoskeleton; Arp2/3 protein complex
Source: RefSeq, a predicted model, not a curated record